Messenger RNA from Fraxinus pennsylvanica, 447 nucleotides. NCBI's taxonomy places the organism in Eukaryota, Viridiplantae, Streptophyta, Magnoliopsida, Lamiales, Oleaceae. The record is from the annotation of a GenBank genome assembly.
AUGAAUGAAGAGAAUGAGAUUUUCGGUUUCUGGGCAUUACCAGAGGGAUGUAUAUCUGAUAUAAUUUCAUUUACUUCCCCAAAAGAUGCAUGUAUAGUAUCUGCUGUUUCUUUGGGAUUCAAAUCUGCUGCUGAAUCUGAUACGGUGUGGGAGCGGUUUCUUCCGCCAGAUUAUCGAGAUAUUAUUGCGAAAUCUGUGUAUCCGGUGAUUUAUUGUUCCAAAAAGGAACUUUAUUUCCAUCUUUGUGAUUCCCCUCUCAUCCUUGACGGUGGAAAACUGAGUUUCAGAUUGAGUAAGCCAAGUGGCAAGAAGUGUUACAUGUUGUGUGCAAGGGAACUUUACAUUGCAUGGGGAGAUAAUCCAAUGUACUGGAAUUGGAAGACUCUUAGAGAAUCAAGGUAUAUAUCUCGCACUUUAUUUAUUAUCCAUCUUAUAUGUAGCCUUUAA